AUCAUCAUCUCGCGCAACAGCAGCAACGUUCUAAGCAUCUACCUAAAGCUCAGGUCAGAGCUUCGAUUAGUUUGUGUUUUGCCGUCGCGUCGGUAUCCAGUCAGUCAGUCAGUCAGUGGCGCAUCAACUAAACUGAUUGUGUUUUUUUCUCAAGUCUCUAGUCUCAUCGUGUCAAGCGAGCGUCUCAAAUCGCAAAAAAGAAGUAUUCAAAUUACCCGCGUGUAAUUCUAGUCGAUAUGCAAAUUUUAUCAGCCGCACUGCUCUUUGCCAUUUACUUUCACUAUUUGGCUGCGACGACGACGACGACGGAAGCAGCGGCGCGAAAAUGCAGUCACGUGACGGUGUUCCACAAAAUUCUCGGAAUGCGACCAACGCCGGUGCUCCACCGAGACAGUGGACAACUUCCGCUCGAUGGUGGUGGUGGCGGCGGCGGCAGCGGCACCAGCAGGUCUACUAGCAACAACGCUAGGUGCGCGCGAUUAUGUCGCGAAGAUCCCGACUGCUACGGGUACCUGUUGGUGUUCAGCCAGAACGUGUGCUACGGCUACAGCAGUAACCGGACGGCGACGCGGGUGGCUCCGACCCGGUACGACUACAUCGACGAAGCAAACCACCAAUUAGUCGCCGAUGCUAAUGUUGCAUUUUUUGUCAAGACCAGCUGCCUGGACGUGCCCCACAAAUGCGCCACCAACAAGCUCUUCCCACUGGUAACCAUCCCAGGUGCCGCCCUGAUGCUCCCGUCAUCUCAUCACCUCCUCCCGCGACUGGUCACCCGAGACGAGUGCGCAUCGGCGUGCUUCCGCGAGCAACGGUUCCCCUGCCGAUCGGCCCGGUUCGUACGCUCCUUCCGAAACAACAGGCACCGCCUGUGGUGGACUAGGACCGGCGGCGGCGCCAGCCCCGCUCAAAUGGGCCAAUGCUACCUAAGUGCAGCGGAUCGCUUCUUGCAUCCGGAAGCAUUCCGCCGCGGUUGGGAGGAGAGCGGGGAGUAUUUGGAGAAUCAGUGCCAUUCGGUGGCAGAACGGGGUUCGGCGGGUUGUUCGUUCGAGCAGCAUCGGGAUGCGGCGUUCGUCUACCCGGACGAUUCACUGAUCGUAUCGGGUGAGAAGGGGUGCAGCGAGCGGUGCUUGAACGAGGAUCGAUUCAUUUGCGCUGGGUAUACGUAUCACAAUUCGUCUGGAGGGGGAGACGGUGAAGGAGGGGGAGGGCCAAGCUGUAUGCUGCAUUCGGACGAUCUGACGAGCUUGGGUCCUAAGGCUAUUCGGACGGUGUUUGAUUGGGUUUACGCCAAGAGGGUACCCUGCUUGGCGAAGCUGGAUGCGCAAUGUCUGAGCAAUCGGAUGGAGGUGGCCUAUGAGCCAGCUGAAGAAUACCGUGGGAGAAUGUACCUGAAUACGGCGCACCAGAAUUGUAGCUUUGAGAUGACGACCAACAAUGGAACACGGCUGCUGGAGAUCGCAACUGGAAACGAACUGGUUGAGUCUCGCUGUGGGAUAAGGCGAGCCUUCAUCAAGGGGAAUAUGUUUGACUUUCUGGUGUUCGCCUACGUGUACAUUCAGCAGCAUCCGGUAGUCCGAACGCAAGCCGAUCGCCUCCUCAAAAUGGGCUGCAUCCACCACUUCGAUUCCGCCAACGUAACUCACCUAAUGAACAAUCUCCCCAUGCAGUCAACCGUGGACUUCAUCCCGCACAGUCAGUCGUUCAGCUUCGGCCUGACGGAAGUUCGCAAUGGAACGUCCAAGGUGGCUAAGGGCGUCACCACCGAGCUCAUUGACGUGGAAACGCAAGCGGAAGUGUUCGAAGCCACCCUGGGACAGUUGCUGGAGAUGCGAAUAAGGUCAUCCCAUCCGGACUUCGACUUGGUACCGCACAGUUUGGUUGCUUAUUCGGGUGAUCAGUCACUGGGGCUCUUGGACGAUAAAGGCUGCCCGCUGGACGGGCAGCUCCUGUCAGGCUUUCGGAAGGAAAGAAAACCCUCGGAGGUUGUACUAGCGGCACGUUUCCAUGCCUUUAUGUUUCCCAGCUCAACGACGAUAAAUUUUAGGCUAACGAUCCAAUUCUGCUACGAAUCGUGUCCCAAAGCGGUGUGCUUCUAUCAAUAA
Molecule: messenger RNA, 2102 nt
Organism: Aedes albopictus (Asian tiger mosquito)
Lineage: Eukaryota; Metazoa; Arthropoda; Insecta; Diptera; Culicidae
Exons: 4
Coding region: 237-2102 (621 amino acids)
Source: RefSeq, a predicted model, not a curated record